This is a messenger RNA of Drosophila erecta, 2471 nucleotides long. RefSeq names its product protein spaetzle (gene spz). Gene Ontology annotation, molecular function: growth factor activity; Toll binding. The record is from RefSeq and is a predicted model, not a curated record. NCBI's taxonomy places the organism in Eukaryota, Metazoa, Arthropoda, Insecta, Diptera, Drosophilidae. Gene Ontology annotation, cellular component: extracellular region. Gene Ontology annotation, biological process: central nervous system formation; innate immune response; regulation of Toll signaling pathway. The transcript has 7 exons. Bases 951 to 2069 code for a protein of 372 amino acids.
UGCACUUAAGCACGGAGCAAUUGUUUGGGGAGCAGCCGAGUCGGCCUUUGGGGUCCACUUUUCAGUUGCCUCCCAGACGUGCGCUCUCGCUGUCGUGUGUUCUCGAUCGCGAGAAAUCGAAAUCCCAGUCGAAAUCGAACUUGGCUAAUGCUUAACCCUCUGCACGCCCGGGGAGAUAUGGUGAAACUCUCGAUCUGACCGGAAAACCCCAGCGCGCGUCGCUAUAAUCCCAAGAUCGGUGGCAGAUGGUUUCGCGUCCAUAAAAGCGCAGGCAUCUCGCGCUUUUCGUGUCACUCAAAGCCGGCGCACAGAUCCGAAAAGUACCGGACGCACCUAUCCUGCGAUCAGCUCUACUUGGAUAACGUGGAUUGCCCCUGCUUUAGGCCAAAUCAGUUAUAAUCAAUAUAUCAGUAUACCGCGGCAUUUCAUCAGAGACCCCGAUCCGAAAUCCGAAAUCCGAAAACCGAAAACCGAAAACCGAAAACGGUUCCCCCAAAGCGGCGAGAGCGAAACUAAAGUGAAAAGCAAACCGACUAAUUGAAGUGUCUGCCUGUGACUCGCAAACGUGCAAAGGAAACAAACAAAACGGAAUAGCCAACAUAUCACACUGAGCCACCGCACAAAAUAUUUAUAAAUAAAUACGGCAACAGUAACACCAGCUACCGAUAUAAAAGCCCGGCAUUAACAUUUAGUCGUGCCAGUUUGUUUAUUUUCUAUAUACGCAAGCCCAUAAAAACACAGAUCACUAAAAACAGCAGCAGCAGCAGCAGCAGCAGCAGCGCGCCGCUAUAAUAACAAAGUUGUAGAAAUAAGAAAAUUGGUAUAAGCCGCCACCGAUCCGCCAAUCACCUGCUAUACUCGCACACUAUAACUAAACCCGACGCAGACGCACGCCGUCCACAGAAUCCAUAUAGUUAUAACUACCCAAGUUGCUUGAGCCGAGAUCGGUCAUGAUGACGCCCAUGUGGAUAUCGCUGUUCAAAAUCCUGCUGCUAGUGUUCGCCUUGUUCGCCACGAUAGUUUAUAUCAAUAUCCAAUUAUCGAAGCGACACGAGGCCGAGGUGAGGGCAGCGAAAACAGAGGCAGAAUAUAAUGCCCUUUUGGCAUCCAUGAGCAAGAACGGAACCGGAAAGCCAGCAUCUAGUUACUUACAGUACGAGGCCAAGGAUUUUGAACAUAUCAUCAAAGAGCUUUUUAAAAUAACCAAUGAUGAGGGAGUUGUCCUCUUUAAUACGACCGCGGACAGUGCACCCUUCAUGCCCAUACCCACCCAGCGCGACGAUCCGCCCCAGAAACAGAAUCUGAAUCUGAAUCAGUCCCCGAUCCCCGAAAUGAACCGCCAUUACCAUCAGUACCACAGCCUGAUCCAACCAGAUCAGUACUUCAAAGUGCAGCGCUCCCCAAACGGCAAGCUGAAUCUGGUCUUUAACGAUACGUUCGUAUCUUUGCAGAGGACGGACGCGGAGGUGCAAUCCGAACAGCCAAGUACCCCCCGACAUCCAUCGGACACCUUUGUCUUCCCCGAUUCGCCCAUAGUCAAGUAUCGGCCUCCACAAUCGCCACCUCGUCCACUGAGGAAUCUCACCCAGGAACAUAAUCCCUGCGCCAAGGGUGACAGCCCCGUGUCCAAGACCUUCUGCACGGAAGUGGACGACUACCCGGACCUUUCAGGCCUCACCCUCAAGCUGAAGAACAAUUUCGCCAAGUUCUUUAGCAACGAGUUUCAGCCCACGGAUGUGGGCCCUCGCCUUGGUGACGCGGACGAGCGAUUCCUCUGCAGCAGCACCAGGAGGCUUGUGUACCCGAGAAAGGGCAUCGUAGCGGACAACACCUGGCAGUACAUUGUCAAUAACGAUGAGUACAAACAGGCCAUUCAGGUCGAGGAAUGCGAAGGAGAUGGCCAACCCUGUGACUUCGCCGCCAACUUUCCGCAGAACUACAAUCCCAUCUGCAAGCAGCACUACACACAGCAGACCCUGGCCAGCAUCAAGAACGAUGGCAAAGUGGACGUGGUGCAGCAAUCCUUCCGGAUCCCAUCCUGCUGCAAGUGCGCCUUGAAGACUAAGUGAUUCUGCAGCAUGGGAUUCUCCAGUCGAUGGCUGCGACAAUGUGAUAUUGAGCAUGAAGUUUCACCCACCACAGAAUGGCAGGCCAAACUGAUCAGGGGUCGUUGAUUUAUUCUAUAAUCUGCAGAAUCCACACUUAGACUAAUGUGCACAUUAAUUGAGAGCUUUAGGUCGAGUCACUGUACCCAUAUUCGUGUCAUAUAUUCAUUUUUGGCUUCCUCGUCGAAUGCCUAAGCUAGAAAUGCAAGUAAUUAGUCAUAGAAUACAAAGAAAGCUAAACAAAUAAUAAUAAAAAUAACAAAAAAAAAAGAUAGAAAUAACGAUCUAAAAAAUGUAUGUUAAAAAAGAUAAUGUAUAAUAAAUGUAUGCAAGUACAUGCCAGCAAAGUAAAGUUCUUUGAACCCA